AUGACAGGCUGGAGUUUGUGCAGCGCUUCCGGGUACCGUAAACCGGAAGUGUUCUUCUUCGUGUUCGAAUGCUUCCACCCGUUAUUCAGCCUCCAUGCACUGGCUAAGAAGGAAGGCCUGCUGGAGGCUGCUGCAGCGGAGGAGCCUCGGGACACAGAGGAGCAUGGGGGAAUGGAGGAGGAUAAGGAUACUGAGGGUGCAGAUGUGGAGGAACAUGGGGGAAUGGAGGAGGGUGCUGCAGCUGAGGAGCUGGUCCAUAUUGUGGAGGGAAAGGGGGAGGUGGUGGAUAAGGCACAGGUUGGAUGUGUCCUGCUACAGUUCUCUGGCGGGGAAAGCUUCUCCCUCAGGAUUUUCAGGCUCUUCAAAAGUCAUCACCUGUGCAUGUGGCUCAGGGGCAGUGCUCACUGA
Molecule: messenger RNA, 408 nt
Organism: Knipowitschia caucasica
Lineage: Eukaryota; Metazoa; Chordata; Actinopteri; Gobiiformes; Gobiidae
Source: the annotation of a GenBank genome assembly